Molecule: messenger RNA, 6435 nt
Organism: Vespa velutina
Lineage: Eukaryota; Metazoa; Arthropoda; Insecta; Hymenoptera; Vespidae
Gene: Ugt50B3
Product: UDP-glucosyltransferase 2
Exons: 4
Coding region: 4978-6183 (401 amino acids)
Molecular function (GO): UDP-glycosyltransferase activity
Source: RefSeq, a predicted model, not a curated record
AAAAAGAAAAGAAAAAUUCCAAACGAUUGUAGACGUAACUGUGAGCUUUAAAAUGAGCAAAUAGCAAGCGUUAACUGUUUCUCACUGCCAUGCUAUAUAUCUACUAUAUAAAUAAGAGAGACACGUAAAAAGGAUCAACCGCGAAGAAGCGGUUCGUCCGUAAGCUAUUAGAUUUCUUCAGUCAUCGAUAAUGAAGUAGAUUUAUGUUUGAGGAUAAGUUCAAAGGAAAAAAUUCCCUCGAUGAUAUUCAAUCGUUGUCGCUCGAACGUUCAAUGAUUUUCAUAUAGAAAAUCGAUCGUAUCAAUUACAAUCAUUUUACGAUCUUUUUAACAUUUGUUAUUUGAAGUUAACAAUUGCGCAGUAGAGAGAAGAGAAUCACGAAAUCAAUUUCACCGUCGUGCUAUUUUCAUUUCAUUGCGAUAAUUCCCCGCUAUUUUUCCCCUCUUCCUCGACCAUCCUGGAGCCGUACGAAAUCGACAAUCGUAAAUCGAAACACGCGCCUACGGAGGAGAGUGAAAUCAUGAGAACAUUUAACGAUCGCCGAUCAUCGUUCUCGUUUUCAAAAGGUCGCUUCUCGUUUUUAAAUAUUUAAAAAAGAUAUCCAAAAAAUCCGCUCUUAAUUUAUUCCGAAAGAAUUCUUUCAAAUGAUUUGAGAAAAGGAAAGGUCGAAACUAGAAUAAAAAUUUGUUCAUUUUUUCACUUCCUCCGAUCGACACGCGUCGAGUAUCGACGAGUUUCUCUAUACAAUUGGCACGAUCGGUCCGAGUCGUGAUCGCAAUUUUUUAUCAUACAAAACAACAAUAACAACAACAAUAACGACGACGAAGACGAACUAACGCACGCUUUAAGGUGUCGUCGUUGGCUAUAUCGAAAGGAAGCGAAAUGACAAGUAUCGUUACCAUAAUGAAUUUCGUCUCGUUUAAAGAUAUAUAAGAGUGAAGAGCAAGGAAUGAAAAAAAAAAAAAAAAACGAUAAGAGUAAAUGGUUCAAGGGUAGUCACUUUCUCGUGACUCGUCAAAACUCCAAAUGUUAAAAAGAUGAAGGAACCCGAAAACGGAUAUCACCUAAAUACCGAUUGCCGUCCGCGAUCUUCAACUUCUCAGAGAAAGCAAAACCCGUUUACUUACAUGAUCCAGUUCAAUGGACGUUCGAACGUAUCGACGAAUUUUAAAAUAAGAAAGAAUAAAAAUAUUUUAAAGGUAAAUUAUUUUAACUUUAGAAAUUAUAAAUUUUCAAUGAUGCGAUCUAAACAAGAAUCACAAGAACAAUCAUCAAAGAUGCGUAGGCAAAAGAAUUGUAUGAAAAAGAAAUUUCACGCAAAUCGAAUAACUAACUUUCUCCUUCUCUGAAGGGAGGAAGGAAGAAACUUGGAUGAAUCGGAAUAUAUGAUUUUGUAAUAGGUGAAGUUUACAGAGAUAGAGAGUAUUACCCUUUCCCAUGGAGAAAUCACGUGUUUAAACUAAACGUUGCAGUAGAAGAGCGGGAAAACGCAUCUAAACGUAUGGCUAGUUUCUCGCAUAACCAUGACAUUUGAAAGUUAAAGAUUCUUUAAAGAACCGGUUAGGCACUGUUCAAUCUCGAGUCGAGAUUCUCAUUAUAUAGAGCCCUUCCUCUUACAUAAUAUCAUUUCUUUAGAUCGAUAUAAUCGAUCGCUUGAAUAGACAAUACGCAUACUCAUAAAAUCCAUCGAUCGUACAUGUAUGAGAUGAGUCGAAUGAAAAUUUCAAGAAAAGUGUUGGAAAAAGGAAAAAAAAAAGCAAAUAAAGAAAGAAAAACGAUCGUUUCCUCGUUAACGCGGAAAGGAAAAGAAAAGAGAAAAAAGAUGUCGAGAUAAAACCAUUUAUAGGAUAAUACAAAAGAAAUGGACAAUUUCGAUCGCGUUACGAUCGAGAAAUCGUACUCGAGAAAACCGAUACAUUGAGAGAGCUCUCUCGUUAAAAAGUUUCACAAAACUCUUGGGGAAAAAUACUUGCCUUGUCUUUCGAGCGUUAAAGAAUACGAUAUGAUAAAAGAAGGAAGUAAUGGAAGUGAAAGAAGAAAAGAUGGUAAAUUUAUAAUAAAUACGAAGGAGUCGCAAUAAGGGAAAGGUAAAAUUACUUUCACGAUGAUAAUAAUAAGCGAUACACGCGAUGUAAUAUGCGCGUGAGUUAAUUUUUCAAAGUUUAUCUUGCACGGAUUCAUCGAUCCGUACCAAUGUGUUUGCCACAAAUUCUAAUUAUAAUCUUUCCUUUUACUACCCACGCGAUUUCAACGGUAGAAGCGACGAUCUUUCAAUGCGAUUUCCACUGUCUGCUGCAUCUGCACUUCUCUAAGAAAAUGGUAAUAACGCUAUUUACAAUCUAAGCUCUAUCGUUUUGCGUCUCUCACAGACGCACACACUUACACGUACAUAUGUACAGGCACUUUUUCUUUCUCCAUUUACUUCUUAAUCUCUCUCUCUCCCUCUCUCUCUCUCUCUCUCUCUCUCUCUUUGUCUGUCAUAGAAAGGUACACGAACCGAGUAGAAAGUCGACGACGGGGAUAAAACCCUCGUUCGCCUAAAACGAUUCCUCGACAUUGUUUCGUCGACACAGUAUCGACGUUCCAAGAACAGUCACUCUCUUUAUUAUUCCGACAGGUGAAAAUCGUGAUUAGAAGUCUAAUCACCGAGCGGCCGCGACAUUGUAAAAUCGCUACGUAAAAAAGAAAUAAUUCAUUGAAAUGAAUAUCAAUUGAAUAUCAAUUAUCUAGGAUGAAAUUAUUCAUAUUCUUGAGAGGAUAGAUAAAUCGAUCUUGGAUUUCGAUUGUACGUCUUCGCGGACUCGAUCUAAUCCGAUCGUCGAUUAAGUCUCAUAUAUUAGGUAGAAUCAAAUCGGCUUAUCCCGACUAGAAAAUACAAGGACCUAUCGUUCGAUAAUAGUGGCCUUUCGAUGCGAUUGAAAACAUCUCUUAGGAAGGAUUCAAUCGUGCAAGAAAUAACGGUACGACGCGAUCGAAGUCAGUGAAAUCUGUCCUAAUUCUUUCAUGCGGCCAUUUCGCUUUUUUCCUUCCUUCCGACUUAUCUAACAACUCGCUCAUUGUUAUCUCUCAUUUGACUUUAUUCUUGAAUUUCUACGAGCAAAGAAAGAUCUACUAUUAUUUUCUAUAUGUACUUAACAAUGGGUAACUUUUAUAGAAUGCUUUAAUCGUUUCAUUCGUUUGCUCCAAUCAAAAGGGGAGGACGAAUAGAGACACAAAUUUUUCUUUCCAACGGGAAAAUUAAAAACAAAUAAAAAAAGAAAAGAAGAAAAAGCUCCGUUCGAUUAAAUCGAACUCGAAAUUUGAGUUGAGUUUCAUUCGAUUGGCUUUCCUCUUUGCUCCGAUACCUUUCUCUCUCUCUCUCUCUUUCUUUCUUUUUUUUUCUUUCCUUUUUUUCUUCUCUCUAAGCAAAUCUUUCGGGCGAACCGUUACGAAUCCAAACCACAAUUCGUAGACAAAACAUCGUCUUCGAAACGAGAUUGCGAAUAAGCCAUAGUAAUCUUGGGUGGGAGACAAAACGCUCUCUCUCUCUCUCUCUCUCUCUCUCUCUCUCUCUCUCUCUCUUUCUUUCCCUCUUUGAGCUCAGCUGAUCAUUAAACCACCGUUGGUCAGUCAAACUUUCACGCUCCGCGAUAUUCGAACGUCUUCGGCUGGUCGCUCGUUCGCUCGGGCUAAUUUCUCGAGCCACAUUCGUUCGUGAAAUCGAUGCAAACAGGACUUCACGAAAUAGGGACGUACAAAAAUUUCCACGAAAGAACGAGUUGAAACGUGAAUCACAUUCUAAAGUAUAAAAAAGUGUUAGAACGAAUUCAGAGAGAGAGAGAGAGAGAGAAAGAUUAAUGACAAGAACCGAAAAAUUUUGCACAAAAUUUCUCGUUGUGGAGGAAAUAAGUGACAAAAAAUUUCUAAAAAAAGCAUGAAAAGAGAUUAUCAGGCAAAAACCUAUGUUCUCUCGAGUCAUCGUAUUGUCACGGUGAACAAGAAGAAUCGUAUCUGCACUUGAGAUGAGAAGCGUUAUUAGUGAAAGUCAGCGUGAGUAAAGAAUACGGGACAUCGUCGAGCUUCGUAGCUUAACGUUCGCCGAUCAGAGAGAAAGAAGAGAACGAGAAAGGCAUAAAAUUUUUAUGUUUAUUCCGAUGAUCAAUCGAUCGAGAGCCUAUCGAUAAAAAAAAUUUCUCUCUCUCUCUCUCUCUCUCUCUCUCUCUCUCUCUUUCUAUUUCUUUAUCUCUCUUGCGAAGAAGCAAUAACGAGAUGAAGGAAAAAACAAAGUCCGGAUAUCGAAUGUGAAUGAACGAAGAACACGGUAAGUUUCUAUACGAUCUCUUUGAACUCGGACAGAAGAAUCUUAUUUCGCUUGACCGAUCUCUCGUUCGGUGAAAGGAAGGAAGGAAGGAAGGAAGGAAGGAAGAGGCUGAACGAAAAAGGAAAGAAGAAAAAAAAACAAAGAGAAAGAGAAAAAAAGAAGAAACAGUUUCUUCCUCUAUGCUAUAUCGUUGACAUUGACAUUUAAAUAUCCUCUAGCUCUCGAUGUCUUAUAUUUGUCUAUACGAAAAAUAUCAGAGAUGGAAACGUCGCGAACAAAGAGCAAGGCUAGAUGAAAGAAGAAAAUAACAUUAGUUCCGGCAUCGAUUCCUUUUAUCGGUAUAUCCUUUUACCGAUUCACCUUCAAUGGUUUUCACAAGCAAAUAUUAGAAUAACAAGAGCAGGUCUUUAAGAUCGUUUUAGAGACGGUUCUAGAGCAUACUAUGUCGAAUAUCUCGAAUAAGAAGAAGACGAGUUAGAAGAUCCAACGGGAGUUUCUCUUGCGAGAUGAAGGUAGAAUCGACUCGAGAGUAAAACAUAAACGAUCCUAUUUUUUGGUUACGAAAUUUUCUAGUGUUCUCAAAGUGACAACGAUUGACGGUACGUUGGCGUACGUCGAAGACGAUGUAGAUAUAAUUUAAAAAAAAUACGCACGUGAUAAGUCAAAAAAAAUCAAAGAUGAGAACGAUCCUUACGAUUUUAACGCUAUUUUGCGUUAUUCGAUUCGCCAAGAGUUACAACGUUUUACUAGCUACAAUGGGUGGUACAAAAUCGCAUACGAUACCGUUCGUUGCUCUUGGUAACGCUUUAAAAUCGCGAGGUCACAAUGUGACCUUAGCAAGCGCGUUCUCGGGUAUAGGAAUUAACAAUGGUCUUAAUGAAUUAGUCCCAACGAUUCUCGAAUCUUACGUAUACAAUUAUACCUCGGAGUGGGACUUGGUAGGUGCCAGAUUCCGCGAUGAACUACCACUUUCGCCGUGGAACGCAAUGAGAUACGGUUGGGAAGCGUGCGAGGCUUUGUUACAGGACGACGUCUCGGUCACUGCUCUCAGAAAACCGGAUGGAAGUCAGUGUGAACGAUGGAACGUUGCUGUGGUCGACGGUGCUUAUCCGGAAUGUCUCCUGGCUAUCUUACACGAGGAAAACGUACCUACGAUCAUGUUAAAUACGGUUGCUCUGUACAGUGGUUCAAUGACCCGCCAAGGAAAUCCGUCUCCUUGGUCGGUGACACCAUAUUUUGGGAAAGCCUUAACGCAAGACAUGAAUUUUCUACAAAGAGUAAUCAAUGCCGCAUGCCUGAUCACUUUAGAAAUCAUGUAUUGGAUCAUGAUUACUGUUUAUCUACAGCCCACGCUUCGAAAGUACUUAGGAGAGCAAAUACCCGAUGUAAGAUAUCUGACCUCGGAAAUACCGUUGACUCUACAAAAUAGCCAUUACAGCGUAGCCGAUUCCAUGCCGUAUUUGGCGAACGUGGUAAAUGUGGCGUGUCUGCAUUGCAGACCAGCAAUGCAACUCAGUCCGGAUUUAGAUUUGUUUUUACGCCGAGGUUUCAUCUUCGUCUCGAUGGGUUCAUCCGUGAGAGCUUCCGGAAUGCCUACAGCCUUGCGUGAAAUUUUUGUAGCGGUCUUCGCUACGUUACCUUACAACGUCGUAUGGAAAUGGGAAGGAGGAAAAAUAAAAGAUCUUCCGGUGAACGUAAAAACGGCAGGUUGGUGGCCUCAACAAGAACUUCUUGGACAUUCGAAACUUCGAGCUUUCGUUUCGCACGGUGGUCUUUUGUCUUUGCACGAAGCAGCUUUUCACGGCUCACCCACUUUGGUACUACCUGUUUUCUGUGAUCACGAUGGAAACGCGGCUCAAGCCGGUAAGCUUAAUUUAAAAUAAACAUCGAAACAACUUGUGAAAUUAAUUAAUUGUCUUCCCAACUUUAUCCGAUUUUUCGACGAGCGAUACAUUUUCUUGAAUGAAAUAUGAAUAAUUGAAAAAAUUAUUCCAAUGCAUUCUCUGCUAUCUACUCUAUGGUCCGAGUUGCGUUGAACGCACUACUAAGCGCGAAUUGAAAGCAGAGUUUCGUCAGAGAUUACGUCAAGUAGGACGAGCGAUAUAUAAAGAGAAAGAGAAGGAGAGAGAGAGAGA